AGCGAGGGAAAACUCUUCCCAAAUCCCCAACUGCGCGCACCACGCCACAGUACCAAGAUGGAAACCCACGCCGAGCUCGGCUCCGACGGCCGCCACCCUGCUCCGACGAACCCGCCGGGGAUGGAGGAACCACGCGCCGACUCCGCCGCUGCAUUCCCCUCCCUCCCCGGCCCCGAUGCGCUACCCGCCCCCAACCAGGGUACAUCCGCCGGCACGAGGAAGCGCAAGGCCCCGGCGACGGCGACUGAGAAGGCAGUGAGGAAGCCUCGCAAGCGGCAGGUAGAAGAACCGAUUCAGAUGCCUGUGUACUAUGGGCGUAGAGAAGAUUUCCACAGCGUGCGUGGCGAAGAUUUAAUUGAAGAUAUCUCAGAACUUUAUGCAAACAAAAUAUGUGAGCACAUAGUCGGCGAGCUGCCGCUGCAGCCACAGUCUAUGUCAUUGGUGGAUCUACAGCUCUGGGUCUUCAAGCUAUUUCGGCUCCACCCAGAAACACAAGAUCUCAAAAUUAAGGGGUUCCUCAAACAACGAAAAACUGACCCGUAUGACGAGGAAGAACCGGGCUGGUAUAUGGAGUACUGGCCGUGGGACAGUUGUGAUUUUUUUUGCGACAAAUCCUGGAGAUCAUUUGCCAAUAAGUUGAAGAGAAAAAGAAAUGUGACGCAGAGGUUCAUGUUGUAUGUGCAAUCCUCUGAGAUCAGGCACUACGACAUCUUGCUCAAGGCAGUAAAUGAUGAUUAUUCUCAGCUGGUGACGGUUGUGUUGCCUGGGACAGAAAGCCUGUCAGGUAGUCGUUUCGGCUUCCACUGCCUGGUGGAAGACCUGACAAUGUCAGCUCAGGAAAUUGCAGCUAAGCUCACUGGUCACAUUAGUCCUGCUGAGGCGUGGAGGGCAAAACAGGUUGCUCUGGAGAGGAAAUUUGGUACCUUUUAUGAUUCACACAACUUUGCCCCAAGGUUACUGAAGGAAAUAGCGCGUAAGAACCCUGGCUGUUUUGUUGACAUAAAGGAUGCAGAGGUUGCAGGGUGUAAGGAUUUUCGGGUCCUCCAGAGUAUGUUUUGGGCAUUUGCACAGUGCUUAGAGGCCUUCCGUACUUGUCGCCCUGUGCUAUGCAUUAAGAGCAUGCCACUAUGCGGGAAAUAUCAAGGGGUGCUGUUGACGGCUGUAGCAUUAGAUGCUAAUGAUUUCACCAUUCCAGUAGCAUGUGCUAUCGUUGAGGCUGAUACCAAGGAAAGCUGGCUGUGGUUUCUUAGGAAUUUGGAGCAAGCAGUGGUGCAUCAGUCUGAUAUUUGCAUUAUACACGACUACAAAAGGGAGUUGAUUGAUGCCGUGGAGGUCCUUCCGAGUUCUCGUCAACCACUGUGGUGUAGAGCAGAAAGCCGGUGGUGCAUGGAAGACCUUGCUGAGAACUUCUUUGCAUAUUUUGGCGACAAGAACCUGGUGAUGAUGUUCAAAAAACUUUGUCAGCAGAAUCGACGUCAUAAGUUCAGUAAAAUCUGGACGGACCUAGACGAAGUGACGUCCAAAUAUAUGACGGAGAAAGAACAUGGUGCUAGUAGGAAAAUGCAGCAAGAAUCAGUCGAGGAUGAUGUGGCAGAGCUUGAAGCAGAAAACCCAUGCAACCAACCUGAUCCAGUGGAGAAUGUGAAGGAAGGAGAUCAUGCCAAUGACAACAACAGAAAAAUAACAAAGUUCUCUGACUGGAUCCAUCUGAAACCAAAGGAGAAGUGGUCACUGGCAUAUGACAGCGAUGGAGCAAGAUAUGGCAUCAUGGGCAGUGAUAUAGCUGAUGUAUACAAGAACGACCCUAUAUUGAAAGGGAUAACAUGCCUUCCGAUCAGUGCGAUAGUGGAGGUGACAUUUUUGCGCUUGGCAGAGUACUUCAAAAACGCAAGUGCUGCAGCAAACAAAGCGAUCGGCAACCCAUCAAUCAACUUCCCUGAACGUGUCCAGGCUGACAUGAAUGUCAAAAUGCAGAAAGCCGAGAUGCAUAAAACCUUUCAGAAGUACACCGAUUAUGAAAAUGUUAUUGGUGGGGAAGAUGAUCUGGCAUUUACAGUUAAGGGAAGGAAGAGGGAGGUUACUGUCCACCUGAAGUCGGAGAAUACCCUCUGGAUGAAUAAGUCUGAAGGAUCCACAAUUCGAAAAACUGCCACAUGUACAUGUAACAAGCCGCAGCUGCUUCACAAGCCUUGCUCUCAUGUCAUCGCCAUCUGUUGUGAGAUUGGGGUUAGCACUGCUACAUACAUGUCCCCAUACUACUGCUUGCCUUAUCUAGUUUGCACCUGGAGGCCAAAAUUCAAUAAGUUCCCGCACAACUACAAAGAUGUUGCACCAGGCUUCUUCAGAGAUAAUAUACCGACUUGGAUCCCAGACAAAAGAUUGGAGUGUUGUCUUCCUGUUUGGCUGUUGUCGGACAGCGUACAAACUGCCGUGGUCGAGGAAGAGCAACAGGGCAGUACUGAAGAUGGCUCAGUUGAAUAGAAUCAAGGAACCCAAGACGCGCUCAGAAGAACCCAGCCAAAUCCGAGCUUCUAAUGUCAUCUGUCAAACUCCAAGUUAUUCAUAUUUUGGAUGGUUAGUGUGUGUUAGCUGUUGUGUUUAAGCCUUUGUAAACGCUGAACCUCUACUAUUAUUAGUAGUGCUUCCAUUUCGUACGGAAAACUGAAUUUCUUAGUAUUACUUUUGUAGUCGGUUACAAUCUGAAAUCUGAACUUCUUGUUUAGUUUA
This is a messenger RNA of Lolium perenne, 2727 nucleotides long. RefSeq lists its product as uncharacterized. Gene Ontology annotation, molecular function: zinc ion binding. Lineage: Eukaryota; Viridiplantae; Streptophyta; Magnoliopsida; Poales; Poaceae. The record is from RefSeq and is a predicted model, not a curated record.